Messenger RNA from Triticum dicoccoides, 3307 nucleotides. Its product is annotated as DNA-binding protein HEXBP-like. Gene Ontology annotation, molecular function: zinc ion binding; nucleic acid binding. The record is from RefSeq and is a predicted model, not a curated record. NCBI's taxonomy places the organism in Eukaryota, Viridiplantae, Streptophyta, Magnoliopsida, Poales, Poaceae. The transcript has 9 exons. The coding region runs from base 193 to 1275 and encodes 360 amino acids.
UUCCUCAUCCCUACUCGUUGCUGCUUCUAUUUUCCCCUUUCCCAAGAACCGAACCAGAACUCCGGUUGUUGACCGCGCCGCCCGAGCUUGCUGCUGUAUCACCAUCGUCGUCGCUGCCGCCGCCGCCGCCGCCGGGUCCCCUUGUCCUGCUCACCGCUGCUCACGCCCCUCAGCUGGUCAGAAACAAUUCAAAUGGAAACCAAUGGGUUAUCUCUCAAGACUCAGGAAAUCGGGUCAAAAAGGAAGUGGGAGACUACCACAGACCUCAGCCGCCGCUUUUGCAGUAAUCAACAUGAAAAUCCAUGGAAUGAUGGUUCGCUCACUACCUCGCUAGGGAGCCAUAAAGAUUUCCGCUUUUGCAACCAACGUGAAAGUCCAUGGGAAGGCGGUAGAACAGAGCAUCAGGACAAAAUGAAUGGGAUAAUCACUUGUUUGGUUUGUGGCAAGGAAGGACAUUACAGUUGUGACUACCCUUUCAAGGAUCAGGAGCACAAAGUCAUUUGCACACUCUGUAGCAAAAAUGGCCACUGGAGCAUAUCGUGUUGCCAACAGAACAAGUCGGAGAAUCGCGCUUGCACCCGCUGUGGAGAGAUAGGGCAUAGUACUAGUACACAUGGUCUCCUCAGUUGCUCAAGCUGUGACGAAUAUCAUCCGCAUGGAGAGUGUCGAUUGAGCAAAGUUAAAUGCUUUAUUUGUGAAAGUCAGGAUCAUUAUCCUGCUCAGUGCCCCUUGAAUUGGGUAUUGAAUGCAGCGUUUCAGGAUCAAAGAGAGAACUUCCAAGCUGCUCUGUGGCUUGCACUAUCAAAACAAGUCAACACAUUAUCUAAACGGACCUGCCAUCAAGUCAGUCCAAUAGCCAGGGCAUACAACUUAAGGCCAAGGAUAUGCUUUACAUGCCGUGAAGAAGGUCAUGUUGCCUUUUACUGUCCUCAGAAAAGAAGAUCAAUAUUGCCCGACCUAUCCAAAGAAUUUGAAGAGAGCAGCACCAUAGCUAAAUCCUCCAACCUGUCCAAAGAAUUAGAAGAACGGGACCCUGGUACUGCUAGUGCUAAACAAUCAUCAAAAAUGAAACCGGCAUCGGUUCUUCGAUGUGUUAGCUGUGGUCAGGAAGGGCACAGGGCAAGGAGCUGUCCAACACGAGUGUUUAUAUGCUCCUUAUGCAAUGAAGAAGGCCACCGGGCCAGGAGCUGUCCAACACGAGUGUUUAUAUGCUCCUUAUGCAAUGAAGAAGGCCACAAAGCCAAGAAAUGCCCUCAGAAGCUCCAGAAGCGUUAAUACCAAAAGCUAUCGGUUAAGCAAACAGUGAUACACACUAUACAUGUCGUUACAUUUUUCUUACGGGUUAUCUAACCUAGCCGUUGCUUAACCAAGAAGUGGAUACACAGGUAAAAGAUGACCUUAGCACAAUGGGUAUAUGUUGUCAAAAUCAAUGUGGACGCCUCCUUCGAUGAAGAUCGUUUUACUGGCACUACUAGGGUAGUGAUCCGAGAUAACAAAGGAAGGUUCAUGGCAGCAAAAAAAUUCAAAGUAGACUCGGUGCUUGAUGGUUUGUCGACGGAAGCAUUAUAGCAAUUACAAGAAGGAUUGCUGUUUUGCUGAACCCCUGGGCUGCACCAGGAUCACCGUCAGAUAGCAUGAAUGUCAUUACGACGAUGCAAGAUGAGGUCCAUUCAGCAGGGGUUGCAGCGGCAAUCUUCAGAGAUUGUUACUUCGUCUCAAGAGAAUUUGCCAAGGUGGAAUUUGUCCAUGAAAACAGAGAACCAAAUACUGUAGCUCACAAAUUGUCGUUCUUGCCAGAAAUUCAUGAUUCUCGUACAUGUUUCAGCAAUUGGUAAGGACAAGACUCACAUGAACAUCGUGGUCACUGGCCAUGUCAACCAUCACUGGGCAUCUGAUCUACAAGCUUGGAGGUAUUGACAAGCGUGUGAUCGAGAGGUCCAAGAAGGAAGCUGCUGAGAUGAACAACAGGUCAUUCAAGUAUGCAUGGGUGUUUGACAAGCUAAAGGCUGUCCUCGAAGGAGCGAAGCUCUUCCGUGUUGUUUGUAUCCACCAGAGAUCUGUUUUUACCAACACUCUCUGAGCAAAGAAAAUUUUCUUCAGGUCAUGUAACCUCCAGAUUAUUCUAUAGCUGAUUCCUUGAGGUUAUGUAACCUUGUACAUAAUCGGCUUCCUGCACGUACCAAGGCAGUGGUGUCUGUCUAUGUCAUGGUUAGGUGCCUCCCAAAAGUCGCAAGAGCAAGCCAGGAGAAGAAGAUAGAGAACCGAGGUUAUGCAAAAUGCCAUUUGAUUAAUCAAUGUCCUUGGCAACGUGUUGCCUCCUGGUGGCGCUCACGAACAGAGACGCAAAAUCCGCAUCACAGAUGGCCGAGCUCUACUUAGAAUGGUUAUCUAUGUGUCUGUAACUGGGCACCAGCAGACAGUAAUAAGGGCGGAAAGUGGAAACUGGCCGUGUAUGAUUCGAAUUAUUAUUAUUAUCCGGCAUUCGUAUUUUGCUCACUAGCUAAUGCCAUGCGUGUGCUAUUCUACCUGGGCAAUGCUAUUUGUUGGACCAAAUGCCUAAUUGUCAACGGUAUUCUGGGCAAGGAGAACAAGGCAAGACGCAUUGGACAUCUCAAUCUCAUUUUCAUUUUUGAAGUAGACUACCUCUUGGACAGGAAAUUUAAGAGAAUGCCAAGAAAACCGAAGGCUAGCAAGACUUUCAGGAGAUUAAAAUGCAAAGAAUCGGUUAACAAGGGGAGUGAGCCUAGCUCAAACUGGUUGGGGGAGUGGAUGUACAAACCCAACACCUGGUUUUGAAUCCUCACGGAGGCGAAUUUAGGUUCCUAUUUAUUCUUGAGGACCAGGCUUUCCUGGUACUCACGCACUUAUUGAGGACUGGGCUCGGUGCGUAAUCGAGAUUAAAAAUCCUAGUACUCAUACUUAAAAGGCCGUAUGCAUCCCUAGUUGGUGCAGAGGCCGGGGAAGUGAAAUUCUUCCCCAAUAAAAAGUGGCCGCAUGCAUCGCCCAGAUACAGAGGCCGGGGAUCAUCCUCCUUUUCUAAUUUUUUUGUACAGGUAGGUAUAUAAUAGGAUGCAGGGUCUACCACUUCAGAAUAAGGUGGUAUUAAAAGCUAAAGCACAUUUGCAACUAAUUUGAUUAAGAAGUGAAAUGUAGGAAGAAGUGAGUUAGAGUAUAUAACUGAAGAUUGUCAUCACAACAAUUGUAGAUGCAGAAACAUGAGGGACUGGGUGUAUGAAUAAGCUUUUUUUGACCCUCAGUACUAAGCCCAAAUUUUGUCUUGUGAACGGUAAUACAACUCUUUUACAUC